Rhopilema esculentum is the source of this 1594-nucleotide messenger RNA. RefSeq names its product N-acylglucosamine 2-epimerase. Gene Ontology annotation, biological process: carbohydrate metabolic process. The record is from RefSeq and is a predicted model, not a curated record. Lineage: Eukaryota; Metazoa; Cnidaria; Scyphozoa; Rhizostomeae; Rhizostomatidae. Gene Ontology annotation, molecular function: isomerase activity.
AGUGCUGCCAGAUAACACGACUAUGUGGACUAUGUGCUCAAGAUAACAGGCAAGGCGAGUUGGAACUUGAGACUGAGGAUCGUCAUGCCAGUUCCUCGUGACGUUUAAAUCUAUUUAAAUUUACUUUGAAGGCUAGGGUCCUAAGGGUCUCAGUUCCAACCAAUAAUUUUUACGACUCCAUCCUCAUCAUGGCAAGCAGACCUGAAAGCAAAUGCGGCGAGAAGGUAGAUGCAAAAGAUCAGCUUGUAACGGAACUAAAAAAGCUUGAAAAAGACAUAAGCAAAGAGCUGCACAAUGUGAUGUCGUUUUGGCUGACAAACUCCCAUGAUAGGGAAAAUGGUGGUUUUUAUAACUGCCUUGGAGAAGACGGUUCUGUGUAUGAUAAAUACAAAUACGUUUGGAUGUUGGGAAGACAAAUCUGGACAUACUGCCGUCUCUAUAACGAGACAGAAAAAUAUCAUAAAAAGGAGAUUGUCGAUGUUGCAAAGCAAGGAGCAGAGUUCCUUCGCAGAAAUGGUAAACGAAGUGACAAUAGGUGCUACUUCUGCCUCACAGCUGAUGGGAAACCAGUCAAGUUGCAGAGGACCAUCUUUUCUGAGUGCUUUUACGUCAUGGCCAUGUCCGAACUGGCAAAAGCGACAAAUGAUGCCAGUUACAAGGCAGAAGCAGUUGCCGUCAUGAAAAGCAUUAUCAAUUGGUAUGAGAGCGGGGAACUCCCCGAUGGUCAUUUGCCGCUCGAAGGCGCAACCCCGGUAAAUGCUCUGAGUGGGCCAAUGAUGAUGCUUGGAAUAACAAAUCAGAUUUGCUACUGCUUUCCCGAAUUCAACGACGAAUUUAGAGAUUUCAAAACCAGAGCCGUAAAAAUGAUUUUGCAACAUUUACAACAGGACGGAGAGGUCGUUCUAGAGAAUGUAUCUGUGAAUGGAAGUGAAAUUGAAGGUUCGGCAGGGAGGCUGAUGAAUCCAGGACAUGCACUCGAGGCUGGCUGGUUUUUGCUCGAGUACGCUGAGGAAACUAGAGAUGAGCAGCUCAAGAAUGUCGCUAUCGAGAAGUUUAUUAAAUUGCCAUUCGAAACGGGCUGGGACAAAGUGCACGGUGGGCUGUUCUACUUUCUUGAUGCAGAUGGUUUGUCCCCUGUUCAGCUCGAAUGGAACAUGAAACUAUGGUGGCCAGUCUGUGAGGCAAUGAUCGCGUUUCUCAUGGCGUUUAAAUAUACCCACGACAAGCAGUUCUUAGAAACAUUCAAGAAGGCUCUAGAAUAUGCUUUCCAGCACUUCAGAGAUGUUGUGCACGGAGAAUGGUACGGAUACCUGGAUCAGCGUGGCUCUGUCACGCACAAUUUUAAAGGUGGUCCAUUCAAGGGAUGCUUUCAUGUACCCAGGACUUUGCAUAUGUGUGGAAAAAUGUUGGCAGAAAUCAUCCAGAAACUUCAAUCUUGAAACAGCAGUUGAAAAGCUUGCAUUCAACAUAAUGUAUGCAGAUCAAAAUAACAUGAAAACAUAAUGAUUAAUAUGAUGGCAUUUUAGUUUAAUUUACAUAAAAUAUGAUAGAAUGUUGGUUGGGUAUUAAGAUUUUUCACAUUGUUUUCCAGAAA